Messenger RNA from Macadamia integrifolia, 2468 nucleotides. RefSeq names its product beta-glucosidase 13-like. The transcript has 14 exons. Gene Ontology annotation, molecular function: beta-glucosidase activity. The coding region runs from base 559 to 2130 and encodes 523 amino acids. Lineage: Eukaryota; Viridiplantae; Streptophyta; Magnoliopsida; Proteales; Proteaceae. The record is from RefSeq and is a predicted model, not a curated record. Gene Ontology annotation, biological process: carbohydrate metabolic process.
CACUUUGAUGUCCCCAUCAGUGGGCUUUGGUUUUAUCCAAUUUUAAUGGAAAUCAAUUAAUGAUUCCAUAGGGCAUCUUUCCUUUUAUGCAAUUUUGUAUCAUAUUUGAUGAGAGCGAGGUAAAAGAUGUUGAUCUACAUUCUUUAGUACUCUACAUCAGAUUUGAUUAUCCGUAUAUUUCAAAGUUUGGUAAAAGACCCUCUCCAUCAUCAGCUGUUGGAGGGUCAUUGCUAUUGGAGAAGAUGUUUUUCCCUCUAUCAUUUCAUCUUGGGAUUUCCCUAUACAGUUCACCCCUAGCCCCUUUCCCCUCAUUUUAUUCUCUUUUUUCGUUUGUUUGGCCUCCAAUAUUAAGGUGUAAAAAUCGUCAGCGACCGUUACACCAAUGCAUCGGGCAUUGGGUGGUUGGGACCUCUUUGAAGUGGAUGUCCAGAUACUUUCAAUUGUCCAAUGUUCACUGUAUCUCAUCACUUGUUACUGAGGAUGUGGACUCUAUGUUAAGCCCUUUGCUUUCAUUGUUUUGUUUGAGGUGCUGGCCCCAAGGCUGCCUUGGUUAUUAAGAUGUGGGACAAAGGGAGAGUAAGAAUACCUAAAACAAAGAUGGCAAUUCAAGUAUCUCAGUCAAAACUAUUUCUCUUGGUUCUAGUCCUAGUCAACUUGGCUCAUGAUGGAGGUGCCACAGUGAGUACCAUAGCUUCACUUAGUCGAGAUAGUUUUCCGGCUGGUUUUAUUUUUGGUACAGCUUCUUCUGCUUACCAGUAUGAAGGUGCAGCAAAUGAAGGUGGAAGGAAGCCAAGCAUAUGGGACACUUUCACCCAUGAACAUCCAGAUAAAAUCAUGGACCAAAGUAAUGGAGAUGUAGCCAUCGAUUCUUAUCACCGGUACAAGGAAGAUGUAAGUGCAAUGAAGGAAAUGGGUAUGGAUGCCUAUAGAUUUUCCAUUUCAUGGUCAAGGAUAUUACCUGAUGGAACGCAAAGUGGGGGAGUAAACAAGGAAGGCAUUCAAUAUUACAACAAUCUCAUCAACGAGCUUCUAGCGAAUAAAAUCCAGCCCUUUGUGACUUUGUUUCAUUGGGAUUUACCUCAAGCCUUGGAAGACAAAUAUGGUGGUUUUUUGAGUCCAGACAUUAUUUAUGAUUUUCAAGACUUUGCGGACAUUUGUUUCAAAGAAUUUGGUGAUAGGGUGAAGCACUGGAUCACUUUAAAUGAGCCAGUGAGUUUUGUUACGGGCUACUCUGAGGGAACCUUUGCACCAGGUCGAUGUUCCAGUUGUUCUAAAGGGAAUUCUUCGACCGAACCUUAUUUGGUAGGGCACCACCAACUUCUUGCUCAUGCAGCCGCAGUGAGUUUGUACAGGGACAAGUAUCAGGCAUCUCAAAAUGGAAAGAUUGGAAUAACAUUAAAUUCAAAUUGGAUGGUACCUUACAGUGACAGCCAUUCUGAUGUUGAUGCAGUUAAAAGAGGACUUGAUUUCAUGUAUGGAUGGUUUUUGAGCCCCAUAACACACGGUAACUAUCCCAAGAGCAUGAGAUCUAGAGUGAAAGAUCGCUUGCCAGAAUUUACAAAGAAGGAAAUGAGAAUUCUUAAAGGAUCAUUUGAUUUCCUUGGAGUCAAUUACUAUACAUCUAAUUAUGCGGCUGAUGAUAAGCAUUGCAAAGAUGCUAACUCAACUUAUGCUACAGAUUCUUGCGCUAAGCUCUCACAGGAGAUAGAUGGGGUCUCCAUUGGUCCAACUACUGGUUCACCUUGGCUUCGUGUAUAUCCACAAGGAAUAUGGGACUUGUUGAUCUAUACUAAAGAAUACUACAAUAGUCCAGAGAUUUAUAUUACUGAGAAUGGUGUAUCGGAUUCCAAUAACGGUACAAUGACAAUGGAAGAAGCUCUAGCUGAUAAAUGGAGAAUAGAUUACUAUAAUAGCCAUCUUCAAUUUAUCCACAAAGCCAUCAGGGAUGGUGUAAAUGUGAAAGGAUUCUUUGCAUGGUCAUUAUUUGACAACUUUGAGUGGGUUUCGGGAUACACGGUUCGGUUUGGCCUUAACUAUAUAGAUUACAAAGAUGGGCAGAAGAGAUACCCAAAGCUCUCGUCCGUUUGGUUCAUGAAGUUCCUUCAGAGUACUAAAAAGACGGAGUUUUAAAUCUCAGUUUAUAUCAUGAAAAAAGAAUAACAAAGCAUUGCCCCAAAUAGAAGUAGUCGUUGCUGCCGUAUAUUUUUAAAUUUAUUUUUAUUUUGUCAAAUUAAAAAGAAAGUGAAUACUUCUCAGCUGAGACCGAGAUACAGGUUUUCAUUAUAGGAUUUUUUUUUUUUAGAUUGGACUACUUCUCUGCUAAUGACCAUGCCGAAGGUGGAUUAGUAGUUCAAAUCUAAAUUCCAGUUUUAUCUCUGAUUACUCUUGCUUGGACUUCUAUUCUACUGACAGCCAUGCCGAAGGUGGAAUAGUAGGUCAUUUGUUCAAUAUACUCAUUGUAUUCUGCA